UGGGGAGGCCGGAGACCCUGGGCUGUCUUUGAAUGUUUGUUGCAGCUGCAAGGAAGGGGUCAGAGGAGGGGGCCCAACGCGCGGCCAACGCCUGGCCUUCCCGGAGGCCGCUCCGCGCCAUCUGUGCGGCGCCAGUUCCGGGGCAUUGCCCCCGGCCUCCCCGUGUUGUGCGGCUCUGGAUCUCCGCUCCGCAUAAACACCACGAUUUCGGCCCCUUGCCAAGGCCCCCUUCGCCCUCUCGUCCCAUAAGAGAUUUCCAGAUGUCAAAAAUUUUUGACUGAUUUUAAGCAUUUGUCUCUCUUUAGCUGUCUGUUUGCAUUCUGAUUGGGAACAUUGGGAUCACAUUCAUCAUGCCAACAGUGGUGGUAAUGGACGUGUCCCUUUCCAUGACCCGACCUGUGUCGAUCGAGGGGUCCGAGGAAUAUCAGCGCAAGCACCUGGCAGCCCAUGGUUUGACGAUGCUGUUUGAACACAUGGCCACAAAUUACAAGCUUGAGUUCACAGCUCUGGUGGUUUUUUCAUCCCUCUGGGAGCUGAUGGUUCCCUUCACAAGAGAUUAUAAUACCCUACAGGAAGCACUAAGUAACAUGGAUGAUUAUGAUAAAACCUGCUUGGAGUCUGCAUUAGUUGGUGUUUGCAAUAUCGUUCAGCAAGAAUGGGGUGGUGCAAUUCCUUGUCAGGUUGUUCUGGUGACGGACGGCUGUCUCGGCAUCGGCAGAGGGUCACUGCGGCACUCCCUAGCUACUCACAGCCAGCGCAGUGAGAGCAACAGGUUCCCACUGCCUUUUCCUUUCCCGUCCAAGUUGUACAUCAUGUGCAUGGCAAAUCUGGAGGAGCUUCAGAGCACUGAUUCCUUGGAUUGCCUUGAACGUCUCAUAGAUUUAAACAAUGGUGAAGGGCAGAUUUUUACUAUUGAUGGUCCCCUGUGCUUGAAAAAUGUACAGUCUAUGUUUGGAAAACUGAUAGAUCUGGCAUACACACCUUUCCACGCUGUCCUCAAGUGUGGCCACCUAACUGCUGAUGUGCAAGUUUUCCCCAGGCCAGAACCUUUUGUUGUAGAUGAAGAAAUUGAUCCUAUCCCUAAAGUCAUUAACACAGAUUUGGAAAUAGUGGGAUUUAUUGACAUUGCUGAUAUUUCAAGUCCCCCAGUUCUGUCCAGACAUCUGGUCCUACCUAUAGCACUUAACAAAGAAGGUGAUGAGGUGGGUACUGGUAUAACUGACGACAACGAAGAUGAAAAUUCAGCCAAUCAGAUCGCAGGCAAAAUACCCAACUUUUGUGUCCUGCUCCACGGCAGCCUGAAAGUGGAAGGAAUGGUGGCAAUAGUCCAGUUAGGUCCCGAAUGGCAUGGAAUGCUCUACUCCCAAGCUGACAGCAAGAAGAAAUCAAACCUCAUGAUGUCUCUCUUUGAGCCUGGCCCAGAACCUCUCCCAUGGCUAGGGAAAAUGGCACAGUUGGGUCCUAUUUCAGAUGCGAAAGAAAACCCUUAUGGUGAGGAUGAUAAUAAGAGCCCAUUCCCCCUGCAGCCCAAAAACAAACGCAGUUAUGCCCAGAAUGUGACUGUCUGGAUCAAACCCAGUGGCCUGCAGACAGAUGUACAGAAGAUUUUAAGAAAUGCAAGGAAACUACCUGAAAAAACACAGACAUUCUAUAAGGAGCUGAACCGUUUACGAAAGGCCGCCCUGGCCUUUGGUUUCCUAGACCUGCUCAAAGGGGUGGCUGACAUGCUGGAAAGGGAGUGCACCCUGCUGCCCGACACAGCCCAUCCCGACGCCGCAUUCCAGCUGACCCACGCCGCCCAGCAGCUCAAGCUGGCCAGUACCGGCACCUCCGAGUACGCCGGGUAUGACCACAACAUCACACCUUUGCAGACAGACUUCUCCGGGAGCAGCACUGAGAGAAUGUGAGGCUGACUUUGGGAGCCUUUCUUCUUUUUUCAAAUGAAAACAACUUAGGGUAAAAACUUUUCCAGUCUGUUCACCUCUGCAGUAGCUACGCUAAGACCUUCCUGAAGCUGCCUCAGAAACACACUUGCAGACUCAGGUUGGUCUGAGAAGGGGUCUGCGGGGGUGGGUGGCUGCUCAGGCUUUGACUUCAGCUUUCUGGAGCUCGGUCUUUAAGCUCAAAAGACAACCAUUGCUCCCACAAUGGGCACAUCUCCUGAGAAGCUUGAAGGACUGACGAGCAUCUCCCCACCUUCCUCAGGAAAACCUAACCGCCUGGUUUCUCUGCCUUCCUCAAAGACCUCUUCACUCUUCUCCCAACCAUUUCCAAGCUUCUCUGCUUGGGAUGAGCAACCCAGGCUGUCUGGGACUUGUCAGGUACAAGCCCAACGUCACUAAGUUUCAGAAUUUCUGUAGAACUUGGGCAAAAACUUGGUGGUAACCCUUAGGUGCUUUUGGUGUAUCUGGAGAUACAAACUUUUAAACAGCAACCAUAAAUGUAUAAAGUGAUUCACCUAUCUUCAAAACUUUUUUUUAUGAAAAUAAAAUACUUGAUUUUCUAUAAAAUGGUUUCACUGGGAAA
Messenger RNA from Camelus dromedarius (Arabian camel), 2526 nucleotides. It is a transcript of the gene INTS14, whose product is annotated as integrator complex subunit 14. The coding region runs from base 351 to 1907 and encodes 518 amino acids. The transcript has 12 exons. Gene Ontology annotation, cellular component: integrator complex. NCBI's taxonomy places the organism in Eukaryota, Metazoa, Chordata, Mammalia, Artiodactyla, Camelidae. Gene Ontology annotation, biological process: snRNA 3'-end processing. The record is from RefSeq and is a predicted model, not a curated record.